Molecule: messenger RNA, 1341 nt
Organism: Quercus robur (English oak)
Lineage: Eukaryota; Viridiplantae; Streptophyta; Magnoliopsida; Fagales; Fagaceae
Product: ras-related protein RABA1f
Exons: 2
Coding region: 220-873 (217 amino acids)
Cellular component (GO): endosome
Molecular function (GO): GTP binding; GTPase activity
Source: RefSeq, a predicted model, not a curated record
UUUCUCUCCCUCUUCCAUCGUAGUAUUUUACAAAUACAAGCAUCCUCUCUCCCUCUCCCUCUCUCUCUCUCUCUCUCUCAAUCUCAAAUGCGAAGAAAUUCAAAAACCAUUUCCCGAUCCCAUUGAAAUCAAAUCCAAACAUAUUUUGAUAUUCUGAUCCUUCAAAUCCUCGUUUCCUACCUCAAAUUUCAAGCUCAAAAGACAAACGAACAAAAUAAAAUGGGGGCGUAUAGAGCGGAUGACGACUACGACUACCUAUUCAAGGUGGUGCUAAUCGGCGACUCAGGCGUCGGCAAGUCCAAUCUGCUUUCCAGGUUCACGCGAAACGAGUUCAGCCUCGAGUCCAAAUCUACCAUCGGCGUCGAAUUCGCUACGCGUAGCAUUCAUGUCGAUGACAAGGUCGUCAAGGCCCAGAUUUGGGAUACCGCCGGCCAAGAAAGAUAUCGUGCAAUCACAAGUGCAUACUACAGAGGAGCUGUUGGUGCAUUGCUUGUCUAUGAUGUCACUAGACAUGUCACUUUUGAAAAUGUGGAGAGAUGGUUAAAGGAGCUUCGUGAUCAUACUGAUUCCAACAUUGUCAUCAUGCUUGUGGGAAACAAGGCAGAUUUGCGUCACUUGCGUGCUGUUUCAACUGAGGAUGCCACAGCUUUUGCUGAGAGAGAGAAUACCUUUUUCAUGGAAACCUCUGCCCUAGAGUCCUUGAAUGUGGAAAAUGCCUUCACUGAAGUGCUCUCUCAGAUAUAUCGUGUAGUCAGCAGGAAGGCUCUUGAUGUUGGGGAUGACCCAGGAGCCUUGCCCAAGGGACAGACUAUUAAUGUUGGCUCUAAAGAUGAUGUAUCAGCCGUGAAAAAAGUUGGAUGCUGCUCUGCAUAGCCUCUGCAAAUGGUGAAAGCCCUGUUGGUAUAAAAUAGUAUCUUUUGCUUUCAAUUUUUUUUUUUUUUUUUUUUUUUAAAAUUUCUAUGUGGUUUAGAACAUCUAAGUCUUUGUUACACGAUAGAAUGAGACCACAUGGGAAUGCUUAGUGAACAAAUCAUGUCUAUGACGUAUCAUGCACCAAGGCUUUAGAAUCUUGUUGGAGUUACGAUGAAGGCCCUGGUAUUUAGAUGUAAAGUAUUUUUUUUCCCCUGCAUUUGUUGCACGCUCAUUCUCUCACUUUUUGCUUCUUUUUCUUUUUUCACAUUCUCUCAGAGUAUUAUUCUAGUUCAUAGCUGGUUUGUGUCUAUUUGAUUAGGUUACAUUUGAUUGUGCAAUUUGGAGUUUUGAGGUUUACUACGAUAUUUGUGUUAUUGUAUUUAAUUGAUUGACCAGAUGGUAUUGAAAUUCAGUUUGCUUUGUUUCCUC